Rhipicephalus microplus (southern cattle tick) is the source of this 438-nucleotide messenger RNA. Its product is annotated as schlafen-like protein 2. The record is from RefSeq and is a predicted model, not a curated record. Lineage: Eukaryota; Metazoa; Arthropoda; Arachnida; Ixodida; Ixodidae.
UCCCAAUUCUAGCCACCAUACUUCUGACCAGUGAACAACUGCGGUUGUCCGCUCAAAUUUGAACCGUUUGAAACGUUAGAAGCCGGCAGCUAGUUUGCGUCGUUGUUAGUAAGCCAGAUGGAAGUCGCGAUGCAGGACGAAGAGAAGAAUGUCGAGGAAAGCGCGGACGCAACCGGCGCUCGUAAGCGACGCUUCUACAAGUUCGGCGAACGCGUCAGCAUGGAGGAAGGUCAACGCAUUGAAUUCAAGGCACACAAGCUCAUGGCAAUCGAAGAGCUGCCGCCGGCUUGCCAGGACCAGCACUCUAAGCAGACCAUCUCAAGAACUAUCUGUGCCUUCUUGAACACUGGAAGAGGUGGGACUAUUUUUCUGGGAAUCCUUGACAAUGGUGAUGUCAACGGUCUCCAUCUCACAGAAUACCAAGAGGAAAAACAGUAA